Toxotes jaculatrix (banded archerfish) is the source of this 883-nucleotide messenger RNA. RefSeq names its product proteolipid protein 1b (gene plp1b). Gene Ontology annotation, biological process: central nervous system myelination; axon development. Bases 79 to 816 code for a protein of 245 amino acids. The transcript is spliced from 7 exons. Gene Ontology annotation, cellular component: plasma membrane; myelin sheath. NCBI's taxonomy places the organism in Eukaryota, Metazoa, Chordata, Actinopteri, Toxotidae. Gene Ontology annotation, molecular function: structural constituent of myelin sheath. The record is from RefSeq and is a predicted model, not a curated record.
AAUAGUUUCUCAUAUCCUCAUAUCACAGUCACAAAGCCACCCAGCAAAACUUCAAUAACCCCACACUUCUUUCUGGACAUGGGUUGUUAUGAUUGCUGUAUCCGGUGCAUUGGGGCAGUGCCCUACCCAUCCUUGGUGGCCACCUUGCUGUGCUAUGCUGGCAUGGCAUUAUUUUGUGGCUGUGGGCACGAAGCGUUGACCCAGACCGAAGUCCUGGUCGAGAAUUACUUCGCUCGCAGCGGUCAGGACUAUGAGGUCAUGGCCUCCUUUAUCAAAUAUUUCCAGUAUGUGAUCUACGGCCUGGCAUCAUUUUUCUUCCUCUACGGUAUCCUGUUGCUGGCUGAGGGUUUCUACACCACGAGCGCUGUCAAGCAGACCUUCGGUGAAUUCAGGAGCACCCAGUGUGGCCGCUGCCUCAGCCUGACGUUUAUCAUUGUGACAUACAUCUUGGCCUUCAUCUGGCUGGCAGUGUUUGCCUUCAGUGCUAUCCCAGUCUUCUUCUUGUUUAACAUGGAGCAGACCUGCCACAACAUCAACAUCCUGGCUGAAACAACCCCCAGCAUAAAUCAGCAUGGCUGGAUUUGCAUGGACGCCAGGCAGUAUGGUCUGCUUCCUUGGAAUGCAAUGCCAGGCAAGGCUUGUGGAAUGAGCUUGGCAUCUAUUUGCAAAACCAGCGAAUUCUACGUCACCUAUGACUUGUACAUAGCUGCAUUUGCUGGUGCCGGGGUCACUCUCUUAGCACUGUUUCUGUAUCUGGCUGCCACCACUUACAACUACGCAGUCUUGCGGUUUCUGGGCAGGAAAGGCAUCCGCUAAGUGUAACAUCUUCAUCCCAGUCAACCCCACCUUCCGGCUAUGAGAUGGACAGUCAACACAUUUCCGG